GUCAUCUUUAAAUACAAGACAUUCAAUGAGUGGUAAUAUUGAGGACACUAUUGAAGACAAUCGUUGACAACGGAUCCGAUGGCAGAGCUGUGCGACUGGCGUCUCAUCGAUUUCGCCGACGAUGUCGAUUGGGAUCAACUGUACGACCGGUUCAACGAUCGUCCCGAAGAGUUGGAGGCAAUGGUCGAAAGCAAAGUGGAGGAAGUGAUACAACGGGUGGUCCACGAGAUCAAAGACAUCGCCGCCACGAAUGACGAGUUCGACGCUCUCGUCAGACAACACGACAAGACAACGGAAACGACAACAGAAACUAUCGCCGAAACCAUCUAUUAUGACGACAAGUAUAUCUAUUAUUCGGAUCCAAUUCAACGGGUUAUAGACAUCGAUGAACUAAAACAACGCAUGAAUAAAGCGGUUGCCAUCAGUCAACCGGCGAAUGAGACAACAGAUCCAUUGGCUGCCAAAACACCGGACACGACUGCAGACAAGUCAACGGAUCAAUUAGUCGAGAAGACUAUAGACAAAUCGGCGGACGUGACUACCGUUGACACGAGCGUUAAGCCCGAAGAACACGAGUCUAAAGCGUCCGAAGAGACCCAAACCGAUGACAACAUUGAAAUCAUGGAGUUGUCGGUCAUAUAUGAGGGCACAUCCGCUCCCAAACGUGACACGAAGAGCGGCUUCAAGCGAUUCAUUCGCUCACAAAUAUGUAAUGAGAACCGUGUGUUCGCCGCCUCUAACGGUAUACUCACCUACGCGUGGAAACCGGCGAAAGUGACCAAAGUAUUAAACAUGUGGAACAUGUCUGUGGUCUUCGACGACAAGUCCGUCAUCGGCGGCAAUAUGUUGUCCAAUAAACUGAUCGCGUAUUCACAGCAAUCCGAUUGUGGUCUAGAAAUCGGGGAGCGAGUCGUCGCGUAUCUACAAGAAGGCAAUUACUGCCGCGAACUCUAUUCGGGAACCGUUGCGGAGCCGGCGAAGAACACAAACAAUUUCCGAUAUCUGAUAUUUUUUGACAAACACGCGUACAGUUACGUCAAACGCGAGGAUAUUUACUACAUUUAUGACAAAUCUAAUGUUGACGCCAUUUUCGCCGAGAAAGACAAAGAGGAUUACAUCGAAAUCAAAGAGUUCGCCGAUUUCUUGAUGGCUUAUAUUCGCAAUUAUCCCGAGAGACCAAUGGUUCGCCUCCAGAGGGGCGACGACCGCAUUAAAGUCCGAUUUGAUAGGCGAUGGGAAAGCGGAAGGGUUUUGGAGAUCGACUCGAGUCUAGCGCUCAUUGAGUUUUAUAAAUUGCCAAAACCUCACUCGGAAUGGAUAUAUAGAGGCUCUCGAAGACUAUAUGAUAUCUAUAAAGAGUGUCAAACGUCGACAUCCAAUGUCAGACAUCACGGCAGGUCUACCACAAGAGUGACGCGACGGUCCGAUAACCGGCCGCACGUCGAGUGGGAUAACGACGAGGAGAAAGAGAAUGAAGAGUCAGAACAGCCGACGGCCGAAGACAUUGACGACGAUAUUAUAGUUGUGCCAAAAGAAGAGGCGAAUCGUAAACGAAAAUUCAAACAAACGGCCAGAAAAUCGACGGCCAAACCCUCGGGAAGCGUGUCCUCCGCGUGCGAUCCUAUGAGACUCAUAGACAACGAACUGUUCACUCCAUCGGAAGUAUCUGUGGAACAGUUCCCAGACGUGACUCGAGUUAUACCGAGACAAUAUGCUCAACACAUGUGUUCAGCCGAUUGUGUUAAU
Molecule: messenger RNA, 1746 nt
Organism: Medioppia subpectinata
Lineage: Eukaryota; Metazoa; Arthropoda; Arachnida; Sarcoptiformes; Oppiidae
Source: the annotation of a GenBank genome assembly